Messenger RNA from Symbiodinium natans, 666 nucleotides. The record is from the annotation of a GenBank genome assembly. Lineage: Eukaryota; Dinophyceae; Suessiales; Symbiodiniaceae.
AUGCGGCGGCGCGACUUAGAAGGCCGAGCUGGCCGGCCGGACGCUCGGCGCUUGCGCCGUGCGGAGGAUCAGGCCACCGCAGAAGGCGACAACUCCUCAGAGCUCCUGCUCUGCACGCGGCAUCAGAAAAAGCGCCCCUGGUCGAAAUUGGAGGCGGAUGCGCAGAAGAAGUGGGUGUGCAUCGCGUCGUGUCCAUGCACGAUUCAGGUUGGAGGUGGUGAAGCCGCCCUGGCGGAGCUCCGACUGGUGCUGCGAAGUCGGAACGAGGAGCAGCUCCUGAAGUGCUUGGAGGCCGGCGCUGCUCCGGCAGCAGGAGGCUCAGUUGCGCCACCUGCCACCCCAGCGCCCUCGGUGGAGGUCAGCCAAACGGCGGCGUCUGCCGAGCAGGAGGAGCAGAAGCGGAAGGAGCGGGAGAUGGACGAGGAGAGGCAGCGCGAGCGCGAGCGACAAGAAAGAGAGCAGCGAGAGAAGGAGAAGGAGAGGGCCCUAAGGGCCCAGAAGGAGAAGGAGAAGGAGAAGGAGAAGGAGAGGGAGAGGGAGAAGGAGAAGGAGAAGGCUGCGCAGGCGAAAGCUGCAGCCCCUGUCAAGGACCCAAAGGACACAAAGCCGAUGUCCAAAGUCCGUCAGAGAAUGCAGGAGGCAAAUAUCGACUUCGCGGAUCUCUGA